Moneuplotes crassus is the source of this 2723-nucleotide messenger RNA. NCBI's taxonomy places the organism in Eukaryota, Ciliophora, Spirotrichea, Euplotida, Euplotidae. The record is from the annotation of a GenBank genome assembly.
AUGAGUAAUGAUCUUGAUGAUCUCUUCUCAGCAUCUCUAGAUGCCAAUGAUCUCCAAGAAAUAGAAAAGGAUAAAUAUGGAACUAAGUGGUCAUCGCCAACACAAAAUCCAGUGCCAGAAUCUCCAGAGAUUUCUAUUUUCGCAAAGAGAAAGUUUGUUGAAUCAAUGAAGGAGAAUUGUUCUCCAGAAAAUUCUCAGAAGUUGAGCAAGCUCAUCACUGAUGAAAGUGAUCCUCAAGAUCAGAAUAUAUUUGAAUACAGCCAAGAUUCACUAGACCUCAGCUCUAAUGAAGACAUCAGUGCUGCUAUCGAGAAAUACGAGAAACUUCUUGGAACAGAUUUAAAAUAAUUCAGAUUCCUUUAAACAAAUGUCAGGCAGUUUUGGAUCUUCAGGAAACUCCUGGGGUCUCAAUGACAGAGAGUUGAUCGAAGAGGAAAAGAUUUCUCACUCUCAAGCUUCCAAAAAUGAGAAUUCUGAAGGACCUAAUGGAGAGAAUACGAAUAAUGAUAGCACAGAAGAUACCUCUGCUAUAAACACUAUUCUUUCAAAUUCUAACUUUAGUCUUACUCAGUACCUUGAGAAUGAUGACUUGAAGCUCACACCAGAAGAGCGUCUUGUUAAGCAGAGGGAAGCAAUCAUUGAGAAAGUUAAGAAAAUGUGAGAUAUUUUCAGCAAAUACAAUAAGACUGAUCGAGAGAAUUACCUCCAAGAAAUGCAUUUAAUUCUACGGAUCCUAAAAUUUGAGGAGAUUAUCGACAACAUCAUACCUUCAUUUAAUAUAUUCAUUGAAGAGUCAGACGACUUGAAGGCUAAAUUCCUCCUAAUUCUCCCUGAAGUUAUAGAUUUUUUAAUAAAAGAAAACUUCGAUACUUCUAUAGAUCAAAUAGUUCUCAAUGUGUUUCCGACUCUAGAAUCUCUGCUUAAGAAGUCUAAUGACGAAAUCAGAGAGAAGAUAAUAGAGGCCUUGACCAAAAUAAGUGAUAAAAUUGGCAAAAAGGAGGCUUCAUCUUCUUUAAACAAUAUUAUUUUGUCUCUAGUCGGCACUUUCCAAUCAAAUGAGGAGAUUAUUUACAAAUUAAUCCAUGCAUUUGCAGAGAAGUACAUCAAAAUGAAGGAAAUAAAGGAAUUUUGUAAGGCAUAUCAUGAGGAAUACAACAAGACAAAAAGUCCUUUAGCAAAGAGGCUCCUUGCCCAUGCACUAGCAUCCAUAUCUAUGAACUGUAAGAAGAAUACGUCAAGAAAAUACGUCCUUCCUACCUUCUUAAUUUUAUGAGAGGAUGCUCAUUGGGGUGUACGUAAAGCUUGCGUGGAGUCAAUGGAAAAGUUUCUUACAGCAUAUUUUCAAAACCAUGAGCCUCAGAAGAAAGAUGUGGUAAAGAUUUUGUGAAUCAUUGAUAAUUUGAUUAAAGAUGAGUCAAAAUGGGUGAAAAAUACAAUGUUUAGUGAAUUUGGAAAAAUUAUCUAUCAGAUUAGCCUAUACAAUCAAACUGAUCUGAGUAAGAAUAUUGAUAAGCUCAUCGUGAAUUACAUUGAGGAAGGCCUAAAGGAUGAUCUUGAUGAUCCAGAGUUGAUCAAUUAUAAUAUUUCAUACAAUAUGCCAUGAUUGAUCCUGGUCUCCAGUCCAAAGCUAUGGAAAUUUAUCCGGAAUAGCUAUACUAGCUUGUGAGGUCAUAGUUCUAUUAAUAUCAGAAAAACUUUAGCUUCUUCUUUUCAUGAAGUCUUCAAAACACUUCAUGGAUGUCAGACAAGAAGUAUGUUUGAGUCCCAACUUUUAGAAAUAUUCUGCAAUUUUAUGGGAGAUAUUGAGCAAAUAAAAUUCAAAAUUCUUCAAAACAGUGAAAAAUAUUGGAACUUUUGGAGCCAAGAAACUCAAGAGAUUCUCUUCAAAGUUGUUUCAGACAUGUAUUCUUUUGAAGAUUGCUGGAGACUUCAACAAGUCAAAGCGAGGAUGAUAAAAACUAUUGUUGAAAAUUAUUCUAUCGAAAAGCUCACUUCUCAUACAAUGUUACAAAAAUGGGAGAAACUUCUUGAUUCUGAUAACUACUCAGUACAAUGAGCAGUAAGUGAGAAUUUAUGCUUCUACAUCUCUAAAGUUAUGAAAGAUGGCAAUUCUAUUGCUAGAGAGAAAUGCAAGGAGAUAUAUACAAGUUAUUUUAAUGCAAAGAAUUAUAAAUAAGAGAAUACUUUUUAUCCAUAUGACCCAUCUAUUGAUCAAGCAUGAUAUUGAGCUAUUUAAAAAUGAAUUCUCUUCAAUGUAUGUCUCCUUGAGCCAGGAUAAAGUCAAAAAUGUUAAAAUAUUCCUUACAAAAAUAUUGAAUGAGUAUGGAGAUCUCAUAAGCCAAGUUGAAGAAUUGGAAGAUGUAGAAGCUAAUCUUCAAGAUAGUGGAAUUAAAGAGAUAGAAAUUAUAUAUAACCAAUCUACAAAAGAGAGUCAUUGAAUUUUACCCAUCAAAUACGAAAUUUUCUACUUGAAUUUUAUCGAACAGUCAGAUCCUGCUUUAUCACAUCUGGCUAUUCAGGUUUCUGAUCCUGAUAACCCAGAACUAUUAAUGGACAAGUCAGAAGAUGCUUACUUAGAAAAGAAUAAUGGAUCUUCAAAGGAAGAUCCUAGUAGUCUACCAAAGCCUCUACUGAAGACAACAUCGGCUAUGAAGGAUGAGUUCCAAGAAUUUGAUGAUUUCCUAGCACAGCUAAAUGAUUAAUUUGUCUGGUAUUGUUUCAAA